Molecule: messenger RNA, 3296 nt
Organism: Sardina pilchardus (European sardine)
Lineage: Eukaryota; Metazoa; Chordata; Actinopteri; Clupeiformes; Clupeidae
Product: gap junction beta-2 protein-like
Exons: 3
Coding region: 1701-2669 (322 amino acids)
Biological process (GO): gap junction-mediated intercellular transport; cell-cell signaling
Cellular component (GO): connexin complex
Molecular function (GO): gap junction channel activity
Source: RefSeq, a predicted model, not a curated record
CUUUUGUCUGGCCCUCAUCACACCUGAUGACCCAUCCCUAUGACUGCCAUACCAUCACCCGUUGCUGUUCCCUAGCCUGGAUUCCUGGCCAACGCACCCUAGCGAUCCACUAGGCCUACUUGCCCUAUUACAAUUCCUUUUUAUGCCUUUAAUGCAACAGGACAGUGAAGAAUGACAGGAACUUUCUGUUGCUUUGGAGAACAUAGUGAUGAUCGCUUCUUUCCAUGAUGGGGAUACAGUUUUCUUUUAAAAUUCACUCGAAGGUAGUGAGAAAAAGUGGAGUUAGCGCUUGGGUAAGUUUGUUAUACUACUCAGGUGGAAAUCCAUCACUACCUGGUGCCUUAUCACUAGAUGACGAUCAGGAUGUCAGCAAGAAGCACCUCCAGUAUGUAGUUUUUCUCCAUAGAAUUAUGUAUUUGUAGUGUUGAUGAUUGUCCCUGGGUUAAUUGGUAUCAUUUGAGUGAAUCUGUUUAAGUAAGUUGCAUCAUCAUAUACUGUACUUUUUAUUGCAUAUUUUUGAAAAUAUAUUGAAGUGGACAAUACAUGUAGCGCUUAAGUUAACAGUUAUUGUUAUUGCAAAAAAACCCAUUAUAUUCAAGGUAUAUUGAAUGUAUAUCAGCAUAUUCAGAACACCAAUAACAUCCAAGUUGGUGACAAAAUCUUGACAGCACACUUUGGGCAACAUACGUAGAGUGCAAAACUACACUGUAAAAGCUUUUUGCAGUUCCAUCCCUGACCACAGAACUACAUACAGUAGUACACAGUCGGAAUGUCAGGUGUUUAUCUGUAUGUUUCUAGCCCCUACUGUCUUAUUGGAGACUGACUUGGGGGCCCACUACUUGUGACUGCCCAUACAUAUUUCUGAGAUUGAAGGGGACUUCACAUUGCACGUGGCUUGCACUGCGCUCGCUGCUAGGUUGCUCUUGGUUGAGGUAAUGUCCAAAAGAUUUUUUAUAUCCAACAUGAUUGAACUCGACUGUGACGCGCAAGAGGGGUAAAGUGCCAAAAUGCUGCUUGUCCUGCGCUUUAUUCAAUGCAGCGACAUACCAAACCUUGCAUAAGCAAACCAUUGAAAAGAAUGGGUUUCAUAGUGUAGCACUGCUGUUUCACGUGCAAUGUAAACCCACUUGAGAGUAAUUGCAGGAAUGUGACCCAGUGCAUAUGAGUGUGUACAAGUAUCCAUUUUUGCAAGGUGAAAGUGCUGCCAUCAAGUGGUCAAACUUGUGCCCCAUAGGCCACUUUAGAAUAACACAGGUGUUGCGCUGCAACUACUUCAGUAUAUUUUGUAUCUUUGCAGUGCCAAGCAAAUAAAAGAAAAUGAAAAGACUGGACCAUAAAGAAUUCAUUAUUAAUGACAUAUCAUGCUGGCCAUUGCAUUACAAAUGUGUAAUUAUAAUGUUUAUUGUGCCUAUUUGCAAGCAUUUUACCUCUUUAUUUGUGUCCACAAUCCAGAAUAGAUUAGGACAGAAAUGUGAGUGUUGGCAAUAACAAAGUGUUCAUCUUCAGGACAGAACUUUAGAAUGAGACCGACAGCAUUAUCACUGUAAAAUCUUGAGCUCAUUAAGUCAGAUCCUAUUUCUCUGCCCACAACACCCCCCACUCAUGUUGCUGCGGGCUCUGCUCCGGGGGGCAUAGGGGCAUGCCUUGUGAGUUCUCUGGAUGCCAGCUCUGGUCCUCCACUGCACUACCCGCUCAUUGGUAUGCUGCACACAGGGCACGGCAACACACGCAUCGGGAAAGCUGCCAUCCCAGAUGGGUCAUGGAAGGAGUCAGAAUGCACAGCUGGGCAUGCUACCCUUUGUACGAGCAGUGGUGGAGGAGAGGGCCGAAUCAUGAGCUGGACUACCUUGUACACCCAGCUGGCCGGUGUGAACCGCCAGUCCACCAGCUUGGGCAAGGUCUGGCUCUCGGUGCUCUUCAUCUUCCGCGUCACCAUCCUGGCCCUGGCAGCUGAGGCAGUGUGGGGCGACGAGCAGUCGGACUUCACAUGCAACACGCUGCAGCCAGGCUGCGAGAACGUCUGCUACGACCACUUCUUCCCCAUCUCCCACGUGCGCCUCUGGUGCCUGCAGCUGGUGUUUGCGUCCACACCGGCCCUGCUGGUGGCCAUGCACGUAGCCUACCGCAAGCGCAGUGACAAACGCCGUGUGCUCCGCAACAGGAAGCCAGCGGCCGGCGUGCCCUCUGGCCACACCAAACAGCAGGAGGAGCAGCUGGAGAGCAUCCGGCAGCAGCGGCUGCACAUUGCAGGCACACUGUGGUGGACGUAUGCCCUCAGCCUGGUCUUCAGACUGCUGUUGGAGGCGGCAUUCGUUUAUGCGCUGUACGCCAUCUACGGAAGCUUCUGGAUCCCUCGGCUGGUGCGCUGUGAGCAGUGGCCCUGCCCCAACGAGGUGGACUGCUUCGUGUCGCGCCCCACUGAGAAGACAGUGUUCACCAUGUUCAUGGCGGCAGCAUCGGGUGCGUGCAUGGUGCUCAAUGCGGCCGAGCUGGUGUACCUGGUGGCCAAAGCACUGGUCAGCUGCCCCCGGCCGGCCACCAGGAAAGGGGCCGGCUCCUCCGCCGCCAGCAACUGCUCGGCUAAAAACAAAGGACUGCUGCAGAGCAAGAAGAAUGAGACCUUGCUGUCCUCUGUGUCCUCCAUGGCAUCCAGUGCCAAGGCUGUGUGAGCUUUGUGCCACACACACAUACACACACACACACACACACACACACACACACAGACACACACAGACACGCACUGGUGAAAGUACAUACAGUACAGCCAUACCAGUGCAAUACACCUAAAUAUACAUGGGAAGCUGGAUUACAAACCUCUUUUACACUCACAAAACUGAAAGCUUGUUCCCAUAAGAAAUUACAGAAGGGUAAUGAGUAUGAAUCUCAAUAGAUGUCUACACAGUGUGUCAUAGAUCAGCAGGGUAAAAAAUAGAGUGAUGUAUAGCACAAAUGUUAGCUUUCAGAUGAACAGAUUAUGAUUUAUGUCGUCAUGUCUUCUAAGGUGUAUGAAAUAAAUAAGUGCUGGGUCUGGCACACACUAGCAAAGCAUAUUCAGAAGCCUUAUAUGGGGCCGCUCUGCCACCUAGUGGUUGAUGGAGAGAGCUAAGAGAAGGGAGAAAUGUACAUGCAUUAUACAACUUUUUUGGGAAUUGUUUCUAUAUUACAUAGAACACAGAAAACAGACAAACAUUAGUGGUUGUGAAGAUGAUGAUGAUGAUAAUGUAAAAACAUGAUGUUUAAAAUAGAUUUGAUCGUGAGAAAACUGAAAGGAAAAUCAUUUCGAAAUUACAAUAAAG